Molecule: messenger RNA, 534 nt
Organism: Verticillium nonalfalfae
Lineage: Eukaryota; Fungi; Ascomycota; Sordariomycetes; Glomerellales; Plectosphaerellaceae
Exons: 1
Source: RefSeq, a predicted model, not a curated record
UUCCCCGGCGCCUACGACGGCACCGAGCCCGGCAUCCACAUCGGCAUCUACUACCCCGCCCCCACCGAGUACAAGAUGUUCGGCCCCGCCACCUGGCCCAACGCCUGCUCCGACCACACUGCCAACCUCGACGGCCAGGAGUCCGACGGUGACUGCACUGGCGACGAUGGCGCCGCUGCCCCCGCUCCUGCUCCUGCUCCCGUCCCCGUUCCUUCUCCUGCUCCUCCUGCUGGCGGCAACGCCACCGUGCCCGUGCCUCCUCCCGCCGCCGGUGGCGACGACGAGCCCACGGCGCCCGAGGAGACCGUUCUCCCUGCCCCGGUCGAGACCGAGUACCCCUCCGAGCCCGAGUACCCCGUCCCCGCGCCCACGGAGCCCGUGUCUCCCCCUUCGGCCACGGAGCCCGUCACCGCCCCGCCCGCCGAUGGCGAGGAGGACACCGGCUGCCCUGCCACCCGCCGCCGCCGCGCCCUGCGCAAGGCUCGCAAGGCCCGUCUCGCGCGCCGCCAGGCUCGCUUUGCGUACACUGUCUAA